Messenger RNA from Diospyros lotus (date-plum), 3164 nucleotides. Its product is annotated as phosphatidylinositol 4-phosphate 5-kinase 6-like. Gene Ontology annotation, molecular function: ATP binding; 1-phosphatidylinositol-4-phosphate 5-kinase activity. Gene Ontology annotation, biological process: phosphatidylinositol metabolic process. Bases 372 to 2705 code for a protein of 777 amino acids. The transcript is spliced from 8 exons. The record is from RefSeq and is a predicted model, not a curated record. Lineage: Eukaryota; Viridiplantae; Streptophyta; Magnoliopsida; Ericales; Ebenaceae.
UUGAAAUGGCAAACACGUAACCGGACGGAACACCAUUGUUUGUCAUCCUUGCAACUACUUGGUCUGUCAAGAACUUUAGGAGCGAAAAUCGGCAGCUUUGGCUAAUGGCUCCCACACAAUCAGAAAGAAAAAGAAAAGAAAAACACAAAACAGAAAACACAGAACACCGAAAUCAAUGAAAAGGCCACCUCUUGGUUCCUUUCCGCCCUUUUGCGUUACAAUCAUCCUAACAACUCCCUCUUUUUUUCGACAAUCUCGUACACCCAUUUGAAAACAACACGCAGAACUUCCCCACCCAUUUGAAAAAGAUCGGAUUUUCAGGGAUGGGUUAGGAAUGAAAGAGGAAGUUGGAGCCGUUGUUGGAAGAGAGAAUGAACAAGGAUUUGGCGAGCAUUGUGAAGGCCUGGGAGUACGCCAGAGUCCGGAAGAAAAGAUCCAACAGCAUAUGCGCAACAAUGUCGGUUGCCCCCGCCGACGAAGGCGACGAGGGCGACGCCGACGAUGACCUGGCUGUGAAGGUCCUGCCCAACGGCGACAUGUACAUGGGCCAGUGGGUUGAUAACCUCCCCCACGGUCAGGGAAAGUACUUGUGGACAGACGGCUGUAUGUACUUUGGUGAAUGGUUCAACGGCAAGACCAAUGGCAAGGGCAGAUUCAGCUGGCCCUCUGGCGCCACCUAUGAGGGGGAAUUCAAGAAUGGCUAUAUGGAUGGCCAGGGGACUUAUACUGGGGCAGAAGGGGCCACUUACAGAGGCUCUUGGGCAAUGAAUUUGAAGGAGGGGAAGGGGACUAAGAUGUUUUUCAAUGGGGAUUACUAUGAAGGGGAGUGGCAGAAGGGGUUGCCGGAUGGAAAGGGAAGGUACCAUUGGAGCAAUGGGAACCAUUAUAUCGGGCAAUGGAGGAAUGGGAUCAUGAAUGGAAAUGGAACCAUGAUUUGGGCUAACGGGAAUAGGUAUGAUGGGUUUUGGGAGGAUGGGUUUCCUAAGGGGAAUGGGACAUUCAGAUGGGGUGAUGGGAGUUUCUAUGUGGGGAUGUGGAGUAAGGAUGCCAAAGAGCAGACGGGGACUUAUUACCCGGCAGGAUCACAGGUUGAGCAGAAUGAUUGGGAUCCCCAGCAGGUGUUUUUGGAGGAUUUGAGUGAUUGUAAGAUCUGUCCUGGUGAGAAGAUCUCUGUGUUCCCUUCCGAGAAGAUGCUUAAUCCGGGUGAUGUUGAAGGCGAGUCGGUGCAGAAGCAGCCCGCGUGUAGACCUCCAAAAGGAGGUGAAACAAAGGGGAGGACUUCUGUGGAUGGGAGGCUGAGCAAUGGUGGGGCAAACAGUUUGGAAUCGGAUGCUGAUGGUGGCGCUGAUCCUGUUGAUGGAUGUUUAGAGGCAGGGAAAGAGGCUGAAGAAGGCAUGGGAAGCCUCCAACUUGAUGAUGUGGAUUUGUCCGGGGGAACCAAACCACAUCAGAUCAGAAUUCAGCAACCGAGGAGACAAGGGGUGACAAUAUCUAGGGGACAUAAAAAUUAUGACCUCAUGCUCAAUCUGCAACUUGGAAUAAGACAUUCUGUUGGAAGACCAGCUCCAGCUACAUCUCUUGAUUUGAAGCCUUCAGCUUUUGAUCCUAAGGAGAAAGUAUGGACCAAAUUUCCACCUGAAGGAUCAAAAAAUACUCCACCUCACCAGUCUUGUGAAUUCAGAUGGAAGGAUUACUGUCCAUUGGUUUUCAGGUCUCUGAGAAAAUUGUUCAAGGUGGACCCAGCUGAUUACAUGUUGUCCAUCUGCGGUAAUGAUGCCCUUCGCGAGCUCUCAUCCCCUGGAAAAAGCGGAAGCUUCUUUUACUUAACCAAUGAUGACAAGUACAUGAUAAAGACAAUGAGGAAGGCAGAAGCUAAAGUUUUAAUUAGGAUGCUUCCAGCUUACUAUAAUCAUGUCCGAUCUUUUGAGAAUACUCUUAUCACCAAAUAUUUUGGCCUUCAUUGUGUGAAAUUGACAGGGUCUACCCAGAGGAAGGUGCGAUUUGUUAUAAUGGGAAAUCUGUUCUGUACUGAGUACCCUAUUCAUCGACGUUUUGACUUAAAAGGUUCUUCCCUUGGCCGUACAACUGAUAAAGCUGAGGAUGAAAUUGAUGCAACGACAACCCUUAAGGACCUUGAUCUCAAUUUUCUUUUCCGACUGCAGGAAGAUUGGUUCCAAGAAUUUUGCAGGCAAGUGGACAGGGACUGUGACUUGCUUGAACAGGAGAGAAUCAUGGACUACAGUCUUUUGGUUGGUAUACACUUUAGAGGAAUUACUCCAUAUACUAGAGAAGACCUCAAUGAAGAGGGUCGUACUUCUGGAGUCCACACUCCUGCUGGUAGCAGAGACCCUGCUAAUGAUGAAGCAGCUUCAAAAGCAGAAAUGGAUCAGUUUCUCUGUGACCCUGACCGGUUGGCGUCCCUCAGAUUAGGCGAAAGCAUGCCAGCACGGGCUGAGCAGACAGUGAGAAGCAUCGGUGAAAAUGGCGAGGUUCAGUUAAUUGGAGAACCAACAGGAGAGUUAUACGAUGUCAUCCUUUUCUUUGGUAUAAUAGAUAUACUACAGGAUUACGACAUUAGCAAGAAGCUUGAGCACGCAUACAAGUCAAUCCAAUAUGACCCAACUUCAAUAUCUGCUGUUGAUCCAAAGCAAUACUCCAGACGUUUCCGCGAUUUCGUCUUCAAAGUUUUUGCAGAAGACGGUUAAAGUUGAAGACUAACCUGCAUCAUAAACUUGUAGCUGAUAGGAAAAGCAUGUAUAGCUGGUCUCUGAUGAAGAAUCUGCAGAUUAUAGUUUGCCUAUCAACUAAAAUCAGCCACCUCCUUGCCAUCAUCUGGCAUGGCAUUGGAUGAUUUAAUUUUAUCCACCAGGGUUACAUGGUUCAGUAAUUUGGCAGUGUGAUAUCUUCUCCUAGUUCAAUUCUCAUUUAUAUUCAUGGCUACAGAUGUGAUUUUUGUUUUAGCGAGGUUGUAUAGACCAGCAUUGAGAAUCCAAGCUACUCAACUCAAGCCUGUUCAAUUGUAAAUGAUAUUUUAAGGGGAGUGGGAUAUACCGGUGCUGGAAUUGUUUUUUGUAUCCAAUUUUUUCAGUCCCAGAAGGUGGCAGUCUCUGGGAUUUCAGUGCAGAAUAAUAAUGUACAGAGGGAUAAUUUGCUAUGUGAAUGAA